Messenger RNA from Tuber aestivum (summer truffle), 3711 nucleotides. Lineage: Eukaryota; Fungi; Ascomycota; Pezizomycetes; Pezizales; Tuberaceae. The record is from the annotation of a GenBank genome assembly.
ACGGUAACCCAGCCCCUAACAACCCAUCACCCUUCUCUUAAAGUUAUCGUUAUUCCUUAUGAUAUGAACUCGGGAUACGGUAUCAUAUUUGACGCAUUUUUAGACUAUCAUACGGCAAGCUGCUUCUCUCAUUUUACUUGUACUCUCCAUUUUUGACCGUUCGAAAGAUUGUCCAGACAUUUUUGCAUUGGUGCUUUCUCGGUCCGUCCCCUCGACGUUACAUUGCUUCAUUGCGCUAGCUUCCUCAGAUCUCUCGCCCAAUCGGUCCGUUGUCGCCUCUCCCUUCCGCUUUUCUCCUCGCCCUCUCCCUUUCUCCCUAUUUUCAAAUCUCGUCCACCCGCAUUCAUCCCCUUUCCUCCGACCGAAUCUGCGGAUACUACGCUCUCUGCCCUCAGCCCUCCGUCUUCCGCAUACCAGAUACUCUUCCCGGCACGGAAGCUUAAUUUCGGCCAUCCCAUCCCAUCAUAUCUCUCCCUCCUAUUGCUUGUUCGCUGCCCCCCCAUAUCCUAUUCUAUCGCCUCGCGCACCCGUGCUCCCCCCGCCACGUUGAGGCGGUCUCUCCUGGACCAUCGGCAUUUUUUCCUCCCCCAGUCGGUUCAUCCGUCCCUCCAUCAUGCCAGACACAUCUCUCCCUCAGUCUCCCCAACUAGACCACCAGCAGCCCCCAAAGACAGCCGCAUCGCUCCCAUCGUCGCUUAAGGAGUCGCUCGCAGCAUCCACAUCGCCUACGUCACUCCCAUCGUCUCCCACUACUGUGAAAUCCGCAUCCGGGGGCGCCGGAGGUGACGCGCCGGACCAGAAGCCAUCGCAACUUAAAAACAAGGGUAAGGCUGUGCAGGAUCCAACGGAUUCGGACUCGUCCGAAGUGAGGUCCCUCAAAAGACGACCAUCAACCUCAGCCCUGCUGCUCGACCAAUACAUCACACGCGAUCACCUACACGCGGCUGCGAUAUUCUCCCAGACUGAGGCUUCCAACAACCUCAUCCGCUCAAAACGACGCGAAGUUGAAUAUUAUCAGCACCUUCGACGCGAACGGCAGGUCAAUCCGGGAGCGGUAUUUGGAUACGGCUACCAAGGCUAUGGGAAUGGAUUUACUGAUGGAAAAUCGCGAAUUUUGUAUCCAUGUCAACGGAAGCGGCCGGGAGGGAGGAAAGCGCGAGAACUGCGAUUAUCUCGAUCGCAACUUCAGACGCAGGCGGAGAUAGUGGAAUCGUUGGUUCCCGUGCGGCUCGAUAUCGACUACGAGAAGAUCAAGCUUCGGGAUACAUUUACAUGGAAUAUGCAUGAUCGAUCAAUACCCCUUGAACUCUUUGCCGAACAGUUGGUUGAGGAUUUCCACCUCCCUCUAACCCCUGCGCUUGUGCAGAUGGUGGCCAACUCAAUUCGGGAGCAGGUCACUGAUUACCAUCCUCAUGUUUUCUUUGCGGAUGAUCCGCUGGAUCCGACUUUACCUUAUACAGCUUAUAAGAACGACGAUAUGCGGGUUCUCAUUAAGCUCAAUAUUACCAUAGGGCAGCACACAUUGGUGGAUCAAUUUGAAUGGGAUAUCAAUAAUCCACUAAACUCACCAGAGGAGUUUGCGCAGCUUUUAACGCGCGAGCUUUCCCUAUCCGGGGAGUUUACUACAGCGAUUGCCCACUCAAUACGAGAGCAGGCUCAACUGUUCACGAAGUCUCUUUUCCUUACUGGGCAUCCUUUCGAUGGCCGGCCAAUUGACGAUGAGGAUAUCCGGUCCGCCAUGCUUCCAUCACCACUAUCCGGUCUUCUCCGACCGGCAGGACAUGCGAAGGAAUACGCACCUCUGCUGUACGAGCUCUCGGAUACCGAUAUGGACCGCGCAGAGAAAUCGCUUUCCCGUGAGGCGCGUCGCAAAAGACGGGUCAACCGGAGGGGAGGUCCAAGCCUGCCCGAUCUUAAAGAAGUCCCCAAGACGCAUCGAUCGCAGAUUGUGUCUAGCGUGCUUCCCGGCGCGGUUCGGGAGGUCUCACAGCUCAAAAAGACGAUGACCUCUAAGACAGUCAGGGACGGAGAAUCCGAUGAUGAUUCGUCAGAGUCCGAUAUGGAAGAUGUGCCAAUUGAGAAGGCCAUCCCAGGCUAUGCCAACAUGACCAAGAGGCAACGGAUAGCAGCCCAGAACCAGCUUCGGGCUUCUACCGGUCGUUCACAGACUCCAGAGGUUGCGAGCGUACAACGAGAAUAUGCACACCACCACCGUGUCGAGCAUCAUCAUACCCCCAGCCAUCUUGCACGGGCCUCCACACCCCUGUUCUCGCGAAGGCCAGGUGUUCCUGCGCACACUGAUAGUAUCCUUGUUAAACUCAAGAUUAGAAAAGAGAAGCUUCGAGAAGCGCUCGCUAGUGUGGAAGAGAGGGAAGCGGCAAAGAAGCAACAAGGAGAAGCCCAAGCCCGAACCCAGGCGCAACAGCAGCAACAAGAUCAACAAAAGCAGCAGCAGCAGCAACAUGCGCCACAACCGCCGGCCCAACAGCGGCCGCAGCCGGAGCAAGGCCAAUUGUCUCAAUCGUCACCGAUGCCCCCACCACAGACCCCCAUAUCAGCACCAAGGGCGGCUUCGAAUGCUGCCGUUUCCUCAACGCCCGCACAGUCAACUCCUACUCCAGCCCCAAGGCCAGAAGCUGGGAAUACUCCGGUACGGUCCUUAAUCAUUAUGCUCAAGAUCCCCUCGAUGCGAAGGAAACUUCCAUCUCUAAAACAAAACGCAAGUAGACGCAAACAGAAGAAAGAGAGAAAGCGACAUUCCCUGCCUUGAAAUACCAUGCUUACUUAUUAAAGUGAGCGUGAUCUUGAAGGAAAAAAAAAAGGAAACAGAAAAUCUGUUUACGUUUACUGCGUUUUUGUCACCCCGAUCAUUUUACUUAUUCCUUUAUCCCUUUAGGCACAAUUACCAUAUUCUAUCCCCCCCCUUUGCAAGAAAGGAGCUGUCCCGCUGACGUCUAGUUUCUCGACAAAACAGCCUCCGCCAGAAUGGCUCAGUGCCGCAAUUGCCGAACUGCAUGUCUCUCACCCGGCUGACCGUUUUGAAAUCAUGAUGCGACACACGGCCUAUGACCCCUUGACUGACAAUCCCCUGCCCCCGCACUCGACAAAUCCCAACGUCAGGUACAAGUACAGUCCGCGUAUCCGCUGCCACGAUUGCCCUGGGAAGCUGUACACUCCGGGACCGAGUCAGUCCAUUGAGAACUUUUUAACCCAUCUGAAAAAUAGAGGUCAUAGGUUCGUUUUGCCCCUUUCUCGUCCAGAGCGGUGGGACAUACAUAUACUGACAGAUGGCUGGUCGGUCGCAACAGGGAACGUGUGGACCAGCGAGUCAAACAGCAGAGCAAAUCCGCAGAGCGGUCAUAAUUGGGGAGAGGUUUCCUUUUUUUUCCCUUCCGCUUUCAUCUGUUAUUUUCCGUUGCUUGUUUCCUGGCUUGGUUCCUUGUUUACAAAUUCAAUUUCCUCUUGAUCUACUGCUCCUUUUUAAGAAUUUCGCCUCUUUUAUUUGUUUAUUCCAAACUGCCCUGCGGACGGGCACAAGCAAGCAUGGGUCACGCGGAAGACUAAUAGAUGAAAAGUCGUCUGUCAUCAAAUUUUGUACGAUUGCUAUUUAUUGGUAGAUACAAAGCUACCGCUAUAAGCUUGGUUUAGUUAACACGGAAAAGUGGGAGUGGGGGAGUGGGUGUAAAUUUUAAAAAAUCUGUUCGGCUGGUU